CCCCGACAGAAGUGGUGGCGACUUGCAGUGUGUUCUGCCUGAGUUUGGGCUUUUAUUGUGAGGCGAAGCGGCAGGCAACCUGGACGUACGGUGUGUCAGUGUUUUAUUGAUUUUUGGCUAGUUUUUGACCCAGGCGGCGUCCGAACGGAGUAAUUCGAAUUUAAUUAGUCUACUUUUUCGGUCAAACAAAGAGAGUGUUGGUUAGAGUUUGAGCCAAAGGACGGUGUUUGAAUGAUUUGAUUGGGUCACAGGAGAAAGAUCGCUUCAGUCAGUCAGUGGCUUUGGGCUAGCAAAGUUUUCGAACAGAGAGUGGCUAGUCGCGAAUAUACUAGGCAACCUUUGAACGGAAAGUCUUGCUACAGACAAUUCUGCAGUUCUUCCGUUGUGUGCACGUUGCGUUGCAUCGGGUCUUUCUUGUUGCAUCCAUCGACGACGACCACAACGACGGCGCUUGUGACGGUGAGCGUUGAUCGUUUCAAGGUAAAACACACGCGUCCGGUGAUUCAUUCUGUUGCGCGCUACUCUCGCAAGGUCUGCUGUGUGUUGGUGCCCUCGUCUGUACCGACAGUCGCGGUUGUCGUUGUGUUGCCGUUGUCCGCGUUAGGCUGGCUGAGCUUGGGCUCCGAAGUAGUUGGCUUAAGUACGCGCCCGCUAGUACACGUUCGAGCGCGAGAAGGUAAAGUAAAGCGAAAUUAAAGGCAAGAUCGAACCUAGUGGGGAAAACGCCCCAACUCAACAAGUGUCCACCAGAAUUAGCAGUACAAACCAACCGCGUGUAUGGGAACAUCGUGUCCCUUCGCGAUAAACACUUUUACUCUGGAAACAAGAUAUUAGUGAAAACAACAACCGACCCGACUACUCAGAACGUGUUACUUGCCCGGAAAAAUCUACUGUCAGUGUUUGACGAAAGCCCCAUGUUCCAAAAGUACACAAAAGCAGAAAAAAAUAAGAAAAUAUUUACUUAGGCGAAGAAAGUGUCGAAACAGGAAGUCGUGAAAGUGAGUGAGUGAGAAUCGUGAAGGAGCGCCAUAGUCUUGAGCCGUGGUGAAAGAAAAAAAACGCGUGAAGUGUUGCCGCUCGCAAAGUGUCCGAUUGUAGCAGUCAAGCAAAAGGAAAUUCGGUGGUUGAAGACGAGAGCGAGAGCGAAAGAGUUGCCGUGGCUCCACCGAAUCCCACCCCGUUCGAAGUGAACCGAAACUAAGCCGAAAUAAGAGUAACAAGCAACGGCAAAAAAAUCGAACAAAAUGGUAGACAAGCAGCGAUUCAUUUUGCCCUGCAUCGUGGUUUGCGCUAUUUUCUCAGCUAUCACCAACGCGCAAUCCAUUCGGGUGGACACCGACCCACAUGAAAUCGUUGUCACCGAGAACCAAAGAAAUGUGAGCCUAUCGUGUCGAGUUGGUCGACCGAUUCAGUUUUGCACGUUUACCCUGCCCAACCGAGACCAGCAGGUGGCAUUGGAUCCGAACCAGCCGGCGAGAGAUGGGUUACAGUACUUUGGUCAGGGUCUGCAGGCUGGCGCGUGCGGAGUGACGAUAGACCGGAUAACAACGGCUCACAAUGGCCAGAUGAAGUGUUCUUUGUUUGUGGAUGGCCGCAGUGCCGAGGGAAACAUCAACGUCGUAGUGGCAGUGGCUCCCACUGCACCGGAAAUACAGACGGAUACCGACACCCAGUCCUUCGAGGUAGACACCAAGCUAGUGGCUCACUGCUUCACGAGGGGUGGUAGCCCUGGUGCCAACUUAGCAUGGUUUUUGGAUGACGAACCUAUCUACCAGGGAGUUUCCCAACCACAAGAAUUCGAAGAAGAAGGUCACAACGGCCUUACCAACACACUCUCCCUGCAGCGGUUUAUUCAAGCUAGUGACAGUGGAAAGAGACUGAGAUGUGAAGCAAAGCACAUCGCAUAUCCGGAAGGUGCCUCGCGGACGUUUUUGCAGAUCACCGUAAACUUUGCCCCCCAGGCUCUCCCAGAAACCACCGUUCACGGUUUGACUCUCGGUCGCACAGUAGAUGUCACAUUGACAAUCCGUUCCAAUCCGUCUCCACGAACCUUUUGGACCGUCGAAGGAGUUGAAAUCGAACAAGGCCUCGAAAGUGGCCGGUACUCUGCUCGUGUUCCGGAACCAUUGGGCAAUGACGUCUACAACGUGACAUUGACCAUCGCCGGCCUUACGCUGGAGGACCUUUCCAAGACCUAUCAACUGCGAGCUUCGAAUCGCAUGGGCUCACAGGACUAUGUAGUGUUGCUAAGUUCGAUGGAAGCUGAAGUUGACGAAUCUGGCGGCUUUGGAAUCGGUGGAAUCAUUGGAAUUGUGCUGGCAGCACUGAUCAUACUGACAGCAGUUGCACUUAUUAUUGUGGCACGGGCGACCGGUCGAUGGUGCUUCCGAGGCGCUUCGCUCAACACCGACAUCAAUCCGGACUCGGAGGCACAGAUAACGCCUCACUCUCACGAAGAUGACCUGCACGACGAGAAACUGCAACAACAGAACCCGGCCGCCAACUACGAGUCGGACGAAAAGAGCCCGACCGGUGAUGGCACGGCCGGCGCUCCCCAGAAAAAUGGAAAGCACGAAAAUGGCAAGCAAAAGUCGGCUGGGAAGAAGCAGGAGAACGGAAAAGCUGACAGCAAAACCAACACCCCGGUGUAGGUACGACGCUGAACGAAAUGGAGUUGAAAGGAUUGUCGAUCGGACUAACAAUUGGGAUGUUGAAAGAAUUGUAUUCUGAGUCGAAAAGAUUUUUCGCUGCAUUUUCAUUGUAGGAUUUUGAUAGACGAGGAAUAAGAAUUUCAUAACAAAAAUUGGAUUAGAUCAAAUAAACAACUUCCGGAUAGAUAACUAUUUUCCAAGAACAUAUAAAAUGCUUGUCAUCAUAAUGGGUUUAUCAAACAUAACAGGUUUAUCAAUUGAGAUAAAGGAUACGAACAAAUCAGUAGCUAAACCAGCUACUCAUGAUGAAACGUCAUAAACAACAAUUAAACAGUUUAGAUGAAAUUAAAGCGAAAGAAAUAAUGAAUUACGAUGGAGAUACUUAACCGAUGUACGUCCAAUUUUUCACAAAGUGUUCCUUUUAAUCGCAACAAAUCCCACAUUUUCGGCCAUAAAACAAAACGAUAAGUAAAAAUGAUUUCGCUUCGUUCUGUUGAGUCUCCUUUUUCCAUAAUUUUUCAUUUCCAUUUCUAGUCCGAUCUCCAUUACUCACUCCACUUCUAAAAUUCAUCAUUUUUUACUGUCCAUCACAAGUGACAGAACAUCAGUAAGCAAAACGAAGAAAACCAGCAAUGAUUAAUAAACACGUCCUGUUCGGUAGCACAAAACCCCAAUGCGGCUUAGUGAGGGUAGCGAAUGAAAACAGAACAAAACAUGACUGGAAUUCGUCCGUGGUCAGUCUGGACAAUGGAAAUCAUUUUUUCAAAUAGAAGUAGACAAGAAAAAAUUCUUAUUUUAUUACUCGAAAAACGAUGAUGACGACGACGAGCUGCCAUUUUUCACACUGACUAUGAAAACGAAAUUAUGAAAGACGCUCAACAAAAUAACACAAGCAAAACGAAUGCAACCCCUUGAAAUGGGAACAACAGCUGCACAUUUUCUAUUGACGUUGGAAUAGUAGAACAAACGGAGAAGUGGAAUGUACUUAACCAUGAAGGAUAACGAAAAGAAGGGCCUGAUGAUAGAUGGGAAGAGCGCAAGCAUUUGUUUUAAUUUUAAUCGUUCAACCAUCCCCGGAGAUAACAUCUCCCGAAAAAGUCGAUUGUUAUUAAAUUAUAUCUUAGUUAAACGAGAAAUUUGCGUAUUUCACAGACACAGAUCGUAUUUAAUUCAUUUUCCUUAAACAAAAUAAAAACAUCGUUCUAGGUUUAGGCACGUAGUUGAUGUAGGUAAGCAGAAAAAAUAACAAAUCAUUUGCACAAAGUGUCCAUAAUCAGGAGAGCGCUAACCGUAAAGUAGCAAUCACGAAGUAGUACUAAUAUUAAUAGUAAUUAGGUAGUAAGUACGAAAAUUUUUACUAACAUUUAAGAACUGAAAUCGUUUAUUUAGAAAGAUUCAACAUAACCUUUUACUCUGGUUCUACGAAGAAAAAACAAUGAGCUCUAAAAUAACUGCUUCACUCAAUAACAAAACAACAGUUGCCCUCCGAUUGGUCGAUAGAUUCUCAAAAUAUUUUAGAUAUGUUUAAAAUUUCAUUUGACAAUUUUCUCUAGGUAGUUUAGUUAAGCGAAAUCCAUGUGAUCUGAGUUUUUUUGAUUAGAUUAGUCAGAUCUGAGCCUACUUAAAUACUUGACAAACGUCCACAAAUGUACGUCCAAAACAUAUUACACUCAAUCACAGAUUUUGCUAAGCACUUUCCUCUACAACAGAUCAGGUAUUCAAUGAAUCCAUGUCAAUUUUAUCCUCACAUAAUAAAUAAGCAUUUUUUAUAUCGACGGAAUGUAUAUAGAAGAACAGAUUACGAAUAAAGUUUGUAAAACAA
Messenger RNA from Malaya genurostris, 4473 nucleotides. Its product is annotated as fasciclin-3-like. The coding region runs from base 1245 to 2651 and encodes 468 amino acids. The record is from RefSeq and is a predicted model, not a curated record. The transcript has 8 exons. Lineage: Eukaryota; Metazoa; Arthropoda; Insecta; Diptera; Culicidae.